ACUCAAAGCCGCGAAAUACACCGACAAACACCUAGACCACACAGUGCACAUACUCGCUUGCGCAUAGGUCUGUUUGACGACAAUCACUUCAUAUUUCAAAGUCUCCUUUUGUAUUUAAAUUUAAUUUUCCAAUCUAAAAGCAGAAGCACAUACUUAGACUUACACGUGUACUCUUGAAGCACAUUCAGAACUCGAAAAGUACCAUGUCUGAUCUGAAAGUUGCGUCCACUAUCGAGUUCUUCUCGAACUCCGGGAAGGAAGCGGAUGCCGCAGGUUUUUUGAAGGUUGCGGAGGAGGUGGUCACCAAAACCGAGCCGGGUACCAAGUUGUGGUGGGGCGUGAAGUACACGCCGAUCGAACAGCUGGGGCAGUCCCCGCAGCCGGAGCGCUUUGGGAUCGUUGACUUCUUCGUGGAUGAUGCCGCUAAGGACGCCCACUUCGCCGGGGAAGUUCCGAAGGCGGUGAUGGCCAACGACCAGACGGAGGCUCCCAUCGUGAAGGGCGGCCUGGACGCGAUCGUGGCCUCCGCAAAGGGGUGGAGCGUGCUGGUGGCCCCGAAGGUCAACGCGGCGGAGCAGAUGAACAACGCCAAGUUUCUCGGGUACCUGCCCCUGAAGGCCGGGCCCGGGCAAGAGGAAAACCUGAAGAACCUGUUGCUCGCGGGGCACCAAUUAGUGACCGAGAAAGAGCCCAAGACCCCGUUCUGGGCUGCGGUGCAGAACCAGAAGGAUCCGACCGAGUUUGCGAUCAUUGACACUUUCGACAGCAUGGAGGGUGUCGCGGAGCACUUCAUGGAUCCAGCUGUGGUUCCGACCGCGGUGCAGGGCGCGCUGAAAGAAAACCCGACUCUGAUCGAAGGCGGUUGGGAAGAAGGCGUCGUUCCGAAUGUGCGUGUCCUGGAGAUCGUUGCGAAGAAGAUCCAGCUGUAAGCGGAGACAACUUCUUCGCACUAAAACUGCUGGCUGCGAGGACGUGUGCUUGUCGUCAAUUGCUUGACCGCAGACUUUUCCUGCUGCCAGGUUUGUCAGCUAUCGGUGUGAUAACAAGGCGCGCUAUCUUCAACACUGUCGCACUUUUACUCUAGAAUCUGAGUACUUAAAUCUAUUACUUACAUACCCCAGGUGCGUUAGGUACUACACUGUAUGAUGAUGUAAGUCUAACAUCUAUAAAGAUGAGCUAAACGAAAAGGGCACCGCCACGAAUUGACAAAGCUAAGUGUAUAAGCCUUCUGUUGAUCUGUUUUUGUAAAAUGACUGACACCGAGAAGUACACGCAUGAGCAUAUUAGCACUGAGAGCAACGGCAAACCUCCGCUGACCCAGCCAAAUAUGCUUGAAAGACCGUUUUUCUCCCCACUACUUAGUUUUGUAGCCGCAUGGAAAAACUAUUGCGAUCUAAUAUGCCAUGUUAGAUCGCUCAUGCAGCGCAAGUUUUGAAAAGACUUUGAAAUGAUGAGAUAAGGCAAUUUUCCGCUUCAAAAAAUUGAAGAU
Molecule: messenger RNA, 1489 nt
Organism: Amoebophrya sp. A120
Lineage: Eukaryota; Dinophyceae; Syndiniales; Amoebophryaceae
Source: the annotation of a GenBank genome assembly